Zophobas morio is the source of this 833-nucleotide messenger RNA. Its product is annotated as brachyurin-like. Gene Ontology annotation, biological process: proteolysis. The record is from RefSeq and is a predicted model, not a curated record. Lineage: Eukaryota; Metazoa; Arthropoda; Insecta; Coleoptera; Tenebrionidae. Gene Ontology annotation, molecular function: serine-type endopeptidase activity. The transcript has 5 exons. The coding region runs from base 20 to 799 and encodes 259 amino acids.
AAUCGCACACACCUUCAAGAUGUCUUAUUUCUCAAUAGUCUUUUUAUUUCCCUUGCUCUUUGUACCGUCGUAUUAUGCAAUCAGAACAUCUCGUAUAAUCGGUGGUGAGAUAGCAAACGCUGGUCAGUUUCCAUUUAUCGCAGCCAUUUACAAAAAUACCAACGACGGGACCUACUUUUGUGGUGGUUCUCUUAUUAGCGACCAAUGGAUAUUAACAGCUGGUCAGUGCGUGGAGAAUGGCAUCUUGUUCAGUAUUCGUUUGGGCAUAACUAAUCUAAAUUCAAAUGAUGAAAGUUCACUUAGGUUAGCUACAGACUACUACGUCCUGCACCCAGAUUACAAUCCUGACACUCUAGAAAACGACGUUGGUCUUAUCAAACUCAGAAUGCCUAUUACUUAUUCAGAUUAUGUGAAACCGGUCGACUAUUUGCCAGUAGUGGAUCUCCAGGCCCAAAGUGGUGCUGUGGCUCUAGGAUGGGGUCAAAAUAAUGAUGAAACAGCAGGUCUAGUCGACGAUCUCCACUGGGUAGCUUUAGUUGUGCUAUCUAACGCAGAAUGUAAACUGGUAUAUGGAAAUCAAAUUACAGACAACAUGGCAUGUGGUGAAGGCAACUACAAUCAAGGAACUUGUCAAGGAGAUAGUGGAGGUCCUCUUGUGCAAGAUUCAGGUCGUGGAAUUAGAACACAAGUGGGGAUUGCGUCCUUCAUUAGCGGUAAUGGAUGUGAAAGUACCGACCCGUCUGGAUUUACGAAAAUAUAUCCCUAUACGUCAUGGAUUUAUAAUAUAACUGGAAUGUAAAGAUUUUCAAAAUAAAUGGUUUUAAAUUUUAUAA